This is a messenger RNA of Neurospora hispaniola, 207 nucleotides long. RefSeq lists its product as uncharacterized. The coding region runs from base 1 to 207 and encodes 68 amino acids. NCBI's taxonomy places the organism in Eukaryota, Fungi, Ascomycota, Sordariomycetes, Sordariales, Sordariaceae. The transcript has a single exon. The record is from RefSeq and is a predicted model, not a curated record.
AUGUAUGUCCGGCUGGUCUCAACUCUCAACCCUGUUCUCUCCAAGAAAGUUACACCUUUGCCACCCUUUGCAAGUGACACAAAACCCCCCAAAGACCUCCAAACAAGAAACGAACGUGAAGAACCGGAAAACCAAAACCUUACAGAAUGUGAAAGCGUAAAAAGCGUAAAUGUCAGAACAAAGAUUCCAAUUCCCAAAAAUGCAUAA